AUGAUUGAUUUGUUUUUCAAAGUGUUGGUUCAGACAGGGAGUAGCGAAAAGGCUUAUGGGGCGGUUUCUAACGAGAUAAACAAAAGGAGACUUGGAUUUGACAACCGUUCUAUGGGGUAUGACGAGGCGAAAAGAACAUUUUCCAGAGUAGUCUCUGUUGUGGAAGAAGUUAAAAGGCUAAAAGAGGUUUUUAAGGAGGGAUAG
This is a messenger RNA of Encephalitozoon intestinalis ATCC 50506, 204 nucleotides long. RefSeq lists its product as uncharacterized. Bases 1 to 204 code for a protein of 67 amino acids. The record is from RefSeq and is a predicted model, not a curated record. NCBI's taxonomy places the organism in Eukaryota, Fungi, Microsporidia, Unikaryonidae. The transcript has a single exon.